Sciurus carolinensis (gray squirrel) is the source of this 1008-nucleotide messenger RNA. It is a transcript of the gene Pou5f2, whose product is annotated as POU domain class 5, transcription factor 2. The transcript has a single exon. The coding region runs from base 1 to 1008 and encodes 335 amino acids. Gene Ontology annotation, molecular function: RNA polymerase II cis-regulatory region sequence-specific DNA binding; DNA-binding transcription factor activity, RNA polymerase II-specific. Gene Ontology annotation, biological process: regulation of transcription by RNA polymerase II. The record is from RefSeq and is a predicted model, not a curated record. NCBI's taxonomy places the organism in Eukaryota, Metazoa, Chordata, Mammalia, Rodentia, Sciuridae.
AUGGCAGGACACAGGCCCUCAAACUUGAACCCCUUUCAAGCCAUUGGUGGAGGUGACUCCGGAGGGCCAGUGUCCAUGAGGGUUGACACUCCAACCUUAUUGAGUGCCCGGGUGACUCCUCGCAAGCUGAUGGUCCAGCCAGGAGUUGGGCCAGGCAUUUUCCCAGGCCCUGAUGUGUGGGGAGUGCCACUGGGUCCCCUACCUUACGAAUUCCGGAGCAGGAUGGCCUCCUGUGGAGCGGGCGAGAUAGGAGUCUGGUACCAGAGGCCCCCCGAGGGCACUUAUACUGGACCUUACAUUGCCCUGCGGAACCUCCCAAAAUUGACGCUGCCAGAAGAUGUCCUAGCCAUUAAAAAGGAGAUGGAGCAGCUGGCCAAGGAGCUGAAGCUAAAGAGGAUGACCCUAGGGUAUUCGCAGGCUGAUGUGGGGUUCGCUGUGGGAGCUAUGUUUGGAAAGGUGCUUAGCCAGACAACCAUAUGCCGCUUUGAGGCCCAGCAGCUCAGCCUCGCCAACAUGUGGAAGCUGCGGCCGCUGCUGAAAAUGUGGCUAGAUGAAGUGGAUGCCAAGAACCUUCUGGGCUUAUGCAAAAUGGAGAUGAUUCUACAGCAGGCUCGGAAGCGGAGACGGGCAAGCAGGGAGAGACGAAUCAAAAACAACCUAGAGAAACUCUUCUUGCAGUGCCCAAAGCCUACACCCCAGCAAAUCAGCCGCAUCGCUGGGCACCUCCGGCUGCAGAAGGACUUGGUCCGAAUUUGGUUUUAUAACCGGAACCAGAUGGGCAGUCGGCCAAUCAACGAUGCCUCCCCACAGGAGAAUGUGGGAGCAGCCGGGCCUCCUUUCCCAGGGCCACCAAUGUGCUUUCCCCUGACACCUGGGCUCCAUUUUGAUUUCCCCCACCAUGGAGGGUCCUACUUUACACAGGUGUACUCUUCUACCCCUUUUCCUGGGGGAGGAGUCCUCCUCUGUACCCCAGCCAACACUCCGGGCCUCCCCAGGCUUUCAAGCUGA